AUUUUUAUAUUUUUAUCAGACAUCCGUGGUUAGCUCUCUGUUGUCUAAAAAUUUAUAGAAAAAUUUGGCUCGGUGAAAUGGCGUCUUCACACGGAAAACAUACGCCCAAAGACACUCAAAUCAUUGUGUCGAUUAUGAAAGAUUUAGGUAUCGUUGAAUACGAACCGCAAGUUUUAAACCAUCUCUUGGAGUUUAACCACAGGUACACAACGCUACUGUUGGACGACGCUAAGACAUUUUCAAACUUUGCGAAAAAGAAGAAUGUUGAUGCAGACGAUGUGAAAAUUGCAAUACAAUUGGCACAAGACGGAAUAUUUUGUCGACCUCCUCCGCGCGAUAUGUUAAUGACAGCAAGUCGUGAAGUAAACAAAAUACCAUUACCUCCAGUAAGGCCUGCUAGUGGACUGCGAAUUCCUCAGGAUCGUUCAACUUUCUUACAAACAAACUACAGGCUUAAGAACGAUUUGUAUUCUGAAGGAAACAUGCGUAAAGACACUAAAACAACAGCUGCAGAAAUGUUGGAGGCAUCUAGAAAACUACAAACUGAAGACAAUCCCUUUCAGAAAUCUAUUCAAAUGAUGGACAAUUCAAUGGAGUUUGAUUUGCAAGAAAUAAUUGAAAAUCAUCAAAGCAGUCAAGAAAGCAUUGGAGAAAAUGAAAAAGAUGAAUUUACUACGUACUCUGAUAUCGACCUUGAUGAUAUUGUUUAAAAACUACUUGAUAUGUAUUUUAUCAGGGAUAACAUAGGUAAUUAAAAUACUAUAAAAUAGUAUCAUCACUCUUUUAUUCAAUAUUAUACUUUAAAAUUUUCUUUAGUCUACUGUUAAAAGUCUUAAGACAUUGACUACCAUGUGACUGCCGGCUGUCACCUGUAAUUCUCAAAUUUAUAUUAUUUUCCGACUGCUGUGUCGCAUUACUACCACUUCACGUCAUGAUAUCCGGUGACCAUAAAUUAA
Messenger RNA from Acyrthosiphon pisum (pea aphid), 956 nucleotides. RefSeq names its product transcription initiation factor TFIID subunit 9-like. Gene Ontology annotation, biological process: DNA-templated transcription initiation; RNA polymerase II preinitiation complex assembly. Lineage: Eukaryota; Metazoa; Arthropoda; Insecta; Hemiptera; Aphididae. Gene Ontology annotation, molecular function: RNA polymerase II general transcription initiation factor activity; protein heterodimerization activity; transcription coactivator activity. The record is from RefSeq and is a predicted model, not a curated record. Gene Ontology annotation, cellular component: SAGA complex; transcription factor TFIID complex. The coding region runs from base 78 to 710 and encodes 210 amino acids. The transcript has 5 exons.